UAGAGGAAGAAGCCAAUGCAGCGAGCAGGACUCGACGGAACCUUCGUGGCAACGUUUUAUAUUGGUUCUAGAUAUUUUGUUGUUUCAAUCACGCUUCCAUGUCUACUCAGACACACACACAAAUCAUUUCAGCAGACCUAAGUUGACACAGCAAGGGGACUUGCGUAAAGAAGAAUGUCAAAGCCAAAAUUUAGGCCCUGUCCAAAUUGCCAGGUUCGUCAGCAGGCGAAUAGGAUAACCUGCAGUGCGUGUUUCGCUGACCUGAAGAAGCGUAGCGACAACAGAGCAGAACAUAUUGAUGAGGACUGGGUCCAGGUUGUCCAAAAGAACCGGAAUGCAUCAAGGGUGGUGGCCUCUGCCAAAAUUGUUGUCAAAAAACUUUCUGCUUUGGGCUAUAAGCCCAUCUUGUUCCUCAGCAAGAGGAACAAAGGAACAGGCAAAACAGUGGCAGACGUAGUCAUGCACCUGCCACCGACACAAAACAACACCGAGAUCGUAAAGAGCAUGAUGGGGGCGUACGCUUCCAUCAUCAAAGCAGAUGAUGUACCCCAGCCCACACCCCCAGACCAACCCACUUGUCAAGGCCUAUCAAACGAUGCAAAUCAAGGACAUCUGAACCUAGGGUCCUUGAAAACUGGACAGGAUCUGUGUUCUGCUAUCAACAUGGACCUCGGACUUCCAGUUAGUUCUGGCUGUGCUGAGACACAUCAGGUGGACCUGAGAGCGAUGGUGAAAGUAGAAGAUAUAAAUGAGGAGGAAAACAAUCAUAUGAUUUCAUGUCCCAGAGUCCCAGAGUCCAACUUUAAUUACAAUGAGACACAACAGACAGCAGCAGAGAUUGAGGUGAAGAUUGAAGAAGAAGAAGAAGAAGAAGAAGAUGAAGAUGAGUUCAACAUUAGUUACAAUGAAACACAAGAGACAGCAGCGGAGAUUGAAGUGAAGAUUGAAGAAGAAGAAGAAGAAGAAGAAGAAGAAGAAGUGAAUAAAGAGGAGGAAGAAGAGGAGGAGGAAGAAGAAGAAGAAGAGGAGGAGGAGGAGGAGAAAGCGGAGGAAGAGGAGGAGCAUGACGAGCCUGGCUGUCUGCUGGAAAGUGUAUCAGACCACUCGUAUGCAGUGCAACAGCAGAUCCAUGGACAGAAUGAUGAACUCAACCUGCAGCUGCAAGGAAGGCUGCACCACUGCACUGUGUGCAGGAAGAGCUUCAACACACUUUCUGAACUCGAGAAACACCAGCAAACACACUGCCCUGGUGUUGAUCAAAGGCAGUGUACUGGCAAAAGACAUCAAUGUGACCAGUGUGGAAAAGUUUUUGGACAAAAGGCCUCUCUUAAAAGCCAUAGUUUGACUCACACUGAAGAGAAACCACAUCAAUGUGCCCAAUGUGAAAAAGUGUUUAGACACCUCUCAACUCUUAAAGCCCACAUGCUUACACAUACUGGAGAGAAGCCACACAGAUGUGUCUUUUGUGGAAAAGCUUUCUCAUUCAAUUUCUCUCUCAAGAAACAUAUUUUGAUUCACACUAGAGAAAAGCCUCAUACAUGUUCUCAGUGUGGAAAAGCUUUUAGACAGCUCUCAACUCUUCAACGCCACAAGCUCAUACACACUGGAGAGAAGCCUCAUGAAUGCACCCAGUGUGGAAAAGCUUUUUCAGUGCGUUCAAGUCUUACAAUCCACAUGCGAGAACACACUGGAGAUAAAACUCAUCAAUGUGCCCAAUGUGGAAAAUCUUUUACCACCAACUACACUUUUAAAAAGCACAUGCACAUACAUACUGGAGAGAAGCCUUACGUAUGUGCCCAAUGUGGAAAAACUUUUGCACGAAGUUCAACUCUUAGAAUCCACAUGCUAAAGCACACUAACGAUAAAAGAAAUCAUCAAUGUACCCAGUGUGGAAAAACGUUUACCUUCAACUCGCAUCUUAAAAAGCACAUGCGCAUGCAUACUGGAGAGAAGCCUUAUGAAUGUGCGAAGUGUGGAAAAGCUUUUUCACAAAGUUCAGGUCUUAAAAGCCACAUGCUAAUACACACUGGAGAUAAAGCUCAUCAAUGUACCCAGUGUGGAGAAACUUUUACCACCAACCAGAGUCUCAAAAGGCACAUGCGAUUACACACUGGAGAUAAAACUUAUCAAUGUACCCUGUGUGGAAAAGCUUUUAAAGCCAAACACAGUCUCAAAAAGCACAUGCUAGUACACACUACAGUGAAAUAUCAACAUCUUCCAACUAGCCUCAUUAACACAGUGAAUGGAACGCUGUUUUUGGAAGCUUUGUCCCAGAGUGCCAGGAAUGUAGAUCAUUGUUGACGAUUUUUGUACAGCUACAGUAUAUUCUAUGUUGGAGCUAUGAACUCAUACGAUAGCUCUUUUGAAAGGUGAGACUUUAAGGUUUUAGUGGGUACAAACCGUUUAUUUCUUUGUGCUUCUGUUCUUGAGAAAGACUAAGCUAAACAGUGGCUAGUGUUCUUCAAAAUCGCUCUUUGUUUUCUAGAAAUGGAGAUAUCACGUUUUCAUGGAAUAUAAAAAAAAAAAAAAAAAAAAAAAAGUAUAUAUUCUAUAUUCUAUGCCUGUAUGCAUGGGAACUAAAAAAGCAAUAUUGCGUUUUUGGCACUCGGUGUGUUAAUUAUUACAGUUGAGUAGAACUGACACUUGACUGAAUAAAAACAGCACUCACUGACACACCAACUUGUUUUUAUUGUAUCCUACCUUUCAAAUUGUUAUAAAACUGCUUGGAGAAUUAUUUUAAAGUGUUUACCAUGUUGUAAGUCGCUUUGGUUAAAAAAUGUAAUGUAAUUUAGUGUCCCAGUGAAGAAAAGCUUUGUUCUCAUUGCACUCUACUAUUUUAAUGUAAACAGUAGAAAUGCAAUGUGUCAUUUGACGUUAAAUUAAACUUAUAACGGUUGGAACUAAAACUUAUGGUGCAUUUUAUAAUGUUUUUAAAGGAAC
Molecule: messenger RNA, 2940 nt
Organism: Sardina pilchardus (European sardine)
Lineage: Eukaryota; Metazoa; Chordata; Actinopteri; Clupeiformes; Clupeidae
Product: gastrula zinc finger protein XlCGF57.1-like
Exons: 6
Coding region: 175-2301 (708 amino acids)
Biological process (GO): regulation of transcription by RNA polymerase II
Molecular function (GO): DNA-binding transcription factor activity; RNA polymerase II cis-regulatory region sequence-specific DNA binding
Source: RefSeq, a predicted model, not a curated record